Messenger RNA from Eptesicus fuscus (big brown bat), 4089 nucleotides. It is a transcript of the gene IL16, whose product is annotated as interleukin 16. Gene Ontology annotation, biological process: induction of positive chemotaxis; leukocyte chemotaxis. The record is from RefSeq and is a predicted model, not a curated record. Lineage: Eukaryota; Metazoa; Chordata; Mammalia; Chiroptera; Vespertilionidae. Gene Ontology annotation, molecular function: cytokine activity; CD4 receptor binding.
CACAUCCUCCCCCGCCGCCCCGGAGGCCGCCGCCGCGUCCCCGCCGUCCUCCAGCCCCACGGAUGGGUCUGCACAAGCGGAUCUUCCCUCGCAGGGGGGCCGGGACCUGUGAGGGGGUGGCCAGGCCCAGCCCCGUCGCCCCCCGGGCACCCCGGGCCCCGGAGAGGAAGAAGGGGAGCCCCCCCUCCCUGCUGCACAUGGAGCCGCUCGGCCGCGCCGCCCGGAGCGGGAGACCCGCCAAGCUCCGGUCCCUCUCCCGGUCCCUGCUCCUCUGCCACGCCAAGGCCGGGGACGAGGGCUCCAGCCCGGACGAGCGCGCGCCGGGCGGGGGCAGAGAGGGGCUCUUCCACUCGCCCGUGCAGCUGGCAGACACCACGGAGGCCGCGGCCCUUCCGGCGGCCGGGAGCGACCGGGGCAAGGCCUGCAGGAGGCUGUUCUUCAUGAAGGAAGCGUCCACCGCCUCCUCCCAGGAGAAGGCCGGGAAGCCGGAGGCGCAGAGCAGCAGCUUCGCGCUCCCCAAAGCCUGUCACCGGAGGACGCGCAGCAACUCGACCAGUGUCAACCCCUACUGCGCGGCAGACACGGAUCUCCCAGGGGCUGGGACCACGGCCGCCUCCACGGACCCCACGGACCGGCUGUCCUUCUCGCUCUGCAGCGGCAGGAAGGCGCUGUCCCAGCAGCUGGACGGCCCCGUGGGCAGGGCCGGGGGCGCGUGCAGGCCCACGCGGUCACUGAGCACAGCGCAGCUGGCGCCGCCCUCAGGGGGUGCCCAGGCGUCCGUCAUCUCCAGCGUGGUGCUGAUGAAGGGCCAGGCCAAGGGCCUGGGCUUCAGCAUAGUGGGGGGCAAAGACAGCAUUUACGGUCCCAUCGGCAUCUACGUCAAAACCAUCUUCGAGGGGGGAGCGGCGGCAGCCGACGGCCGGCUCCAGGAAGGCGACGAGAUUCUGGAGCUCAACGGUGAGUCCAUGGCCGGGCUGACACACCAGGACGCCCUGCAGAAGUUCAAGCACGCCAAGAAGGGGCUGCUCAGCCUCACGGUGCGCACCCGCCUGCCGGCGCCCCCCGCCCCGGGCAGCCGCCUGUCGCCCCCGCUGGGCCGCUCGCUGAGCUCCGGCACCUGCGCCCCCCGGGCCGGCAGCGCCUUCCUCCUGGACACCCCGGAGGCUCCCGCGGGCACCGCCAGGCCCAGCUACAGGGUGCUGGUGGAGGUCUCGCUGCAGAAAGAGGCCGGCGUGGGCCUGGGCAUCGGGCUGUGCAGCGUCCCCCACCUGCAGUGCCUGUCGGGCGUCUUCGUGCACACGCUGUCCCCCGGAUCCGUGGCGCACCUGGACGGCCGGCUCCGGUGUGGCGAUGAGAUCGUGGAGAUCAACGACGCCCCCGUGACUUGCAUGACGCUCAACGAUGUAUACGCCGUCCUGAGCCACUGCGAGCCGGGGCCCGUUCCCAUCCUGGUCAGCCGACACCCGGACCCACAGGUCUCCGAGCAGCAGCUCAAAGCCGCCGUGGCCCAGGCCGCCGAGGGCCUCCGGUUCGGGAAGGAGAGGCCCCAGUGGAAUCUGGAAGGCGCCAAGCGGCUGGAGAGCAGCUGGCACGGGCGGCCGGCGGAGCGGGAGCGCGGGAAGAGCUCGGCGCCCCCCCAGCGCCGCGCCCCGAAGGCCAUGGUGCGCUCCAGCAGCGACAGCAGCUGCAUGUCGGGGUCCCCCGGGGGCAGCCCCCGCCGCGGGGCCCCGCCGCCCUGGGACCUGGGGGGCAGCGCGGACAGCCCCCGGGGGUCCCCCCGGGAGAGCCCGCCCCUGGCCGAGGCGCGGGGGGGCCCCCCGCCCCUGCGGACGAAGAAGUCCCUGGAGAUCUUCGUGCGGAAGCCCGCGUCCUCCAAGCCCAAGCCUCCGCCCAGGAAAUACUUCAAGGGCGACGGCGACCGGCCGCCCAGCCGGACCCCGAGCCCCGAGCGCGCGGCCGCCCCCGCCCCGGAAGCCAGCCAGCUGCUGCCACCGCAGGAAGGCACGGCAGCCGGAGGCCCCCCUGCCCUCGCCUGCUGCCCGGGACCCGAGGGCGGCCUGCAGCCGGCGUCCCCCGAGGUGGCCGAGCCGGGGAGCGGAGGCGGCGGCCCAGUGACCGCGCGGCCCCCCGCGCUGCAGCGGCAGGCGCGCGUGGACGGCGGCCCCGAGGGCGCGGAGGACCCGUGGGUGCGCAUCUCCGGCUGCAUCCGGAGCCUGUUCAGCCCCGUCAUGAGCGAGAGCCACGGCCCCACCCUGCAGCCCGCCAGCCUCGCCCAGGCCGGGGCGCCGGGCCCCGCGGAGGGGGCCCCCCGGAGGCUGGACGCCGGCAACGGGGCCCCCAAAGGGCACACGCCCGCCGACGGCGGCGCCGGGAAGAAGGGGCCCCCCGUGGCCCCCAAGCCGGCCUGGUUCCGCCAGAGCCUGAAGGGGCUGCGGCCUCGCGGCCCGGACCCCCGGGGCCCGCCCCCAGGGCCCCCCGGGCCGCCCGCCCGGGCCUCGGGCUCCCUCCGCCAGAAAAUCAGCUGCUUUGAGAACUUCGGCUGCUCCCCGCUGCCCCCCAAAGCGGCCCUGAGGCCCAGCCUGCAGCCCCCCCGCUCCGGGGCCGAGGCCUCGGAGCCUCCCGGGGGGCAGGAAGGCCGGGGUCCUGGCCUCUGGGGGCGAGGGGCGCCCCCCACCGCGGAGCUGCCGCCCCCUGGUCCCCGCGCGGCCGCGGAGGCCGGCGACGGGGGCGCGCCCGGGACCCCGCCCCCGGGGCCGCCGCCCACAGAGAGCGCCCCCUCCCCGGACCCCCUGCCCAGGCUGCUGCCCGCGCCGACGGCGGGGGCCCCGGGCUCGGUGCUCAGGGCGCCCGGCCAGCGGGCCCGCAGCUUCCCGCUGACCCGCACGCGGUCCCUGGACGUGCCGCCGGCGGACGGGGCCUGCCCGCUCUACGCGCUCAGCAGCCGCGUGUCCUCGGCCGUCAUGCGCUCCCUGCUGUGCCUCCCGGCCUCCGCCCCCGGCAGCCCCCGGGACCGGGUGUCCGCAGCGACCUCUCCCGGCCCGGACCCGGCCGCCAGCAGCACCGACUCGGGGUUCUCCCUCAACCUCUCGGAGCUGAGGGAGUACACGGAGGGCCUCGGGGAGCCCGCGGAGGCCGAGGCCUGCACCCCCGCGCCCGGCCCGUCGGUCCUGUCCCUGCUCAGCGCGGAGGAGCUGAGGAGGUUCAUCGAGGAGGUGAAGGAGCUGGACGCGGCCACGCUGAAGCAGCUGGAGAGCAUCCACGUCACCAUCCUGCACAAGGAGGAGGGCGCCGGCCUGGGCUUCAGCCUGGCGGGGGGCGCGGACCUGGAGAGCAGGGAGGUCACGGUCCACAGGGUGUUCCCCAGCGGGCUGGCCGCCCAGGAGGGGACCAUCCAGAAGGGCGACGAGGUGCUGUCCAUCAACGGCAAGUCCCUCAAAGGCGCCACGCACAGCGACGCGCUGGCCAUCCUGCGCCAGGCGCGGGACCCCCGGCAGGCCGUGGUGGUCACCCGGCGGCCCGCACCCACGCCGGAGGCCGCGCCCGCCCUGCGCUCCUCCCCGGAGGCUCCCGCCCCGGCCACCGCGGCCGGUGACGUCCCCGCGGACCCCGCAACGGAGGACGCGGUCGCCAUGGUGACGCUGACGCUGACGCUGGAGAAGACGCCGGCGGGGCUGGGCUUCAGCCUGGAAGGCGGGCGGGGCUCGCUGCAGGGGGACAGGCCCCUCACCGUCAACCGGGUUUUCUCAGGGGCGGCCUCGGGACCGGAGAGCGUGCAGCCCGGGGACGAGGUGCUGCAGCUGGCGGGCGCGGCCGCGCAGGGCCUCACGCGCUUUGAGGCCUGGAGCCUCAUCAAGGCCCUGCCCGACGGGCCGGUCCCGGUCCUCGUCCGGAGGAAGAGCCCGCGGCCCCAGGGGACCCCAAGCCCUGGGGCCCCGUAGGCCGCCGCGUGGACGCCGGAGCCGCAGCACACGAUUCUCAGGGUCACUCAGGGUCACUCAGGGUCGCCCAGGGCUCGGCCUCGGCCGGGGGCUCGCACCUGCAGGGACGGCCCAGCAGGAGGCGCCCGAAGGCGAGGCCGCGGCGCGCGGG